Molecule: messenger RNA, 2666 nt
Organism: Carassius gibelio (silver crucian carp)
Lineage: Eukaryota; Metazoa; Chordata; Actinopteri; Cypriniformes; Cyprinidae
Product: proteinase-activated receptor 1-like
Exons: 4
Coding region: 180-1553 (457 amino acids)
Biological process (GO): positive regulation of Rho protein signal transduction; positive regulation of blood coagulation; thrombin-activated receptor signaling pathway
Cellular component (GO): membrane
Molecular function (GO): thrombin-activated receptor activity
Source: RefSeq, a predicted model, not a curated record
AAUGCACAUCCUCGCUCGCGCCACACCGCUCGAGCAGAACAGAAAGAGCAGCUACAGUUAGCACCGCGACUCAAGUCAACAGGUCCUUUCUUCCGUUAGAAGAGUGUAUCUUUCUAUCGAGAUAAAAUUCAACGUUGAACUUCUUGUUUUAGAAACAGGGAACAGAAACAGAUCUUGUUAUGGAAAUCAAAACGAUCCUGUUUUUAAUUCUGAAUGUCCACACAUGCACUGCCAUCUUUAACGUCAGUGCUGAAAGCAGUUUAUCUGAAAAUACGACUGUUCAACUUGUUGAUGCAGAAGAUUAUCAUGAGGAAUACAUAAAUGCCCCUGCUGGACGAGGUUUUGCUGUUGAAUAUGAUACCUCGACGGAUGAGCCAACUGACUACAAUAUGGAUGAGACACUGCCCAACUCUUCAAUGCCAAAUAAAACUUGUAAAGAGUUAGGCCAACAAGAGUCCCGAUCUACUAAAAGAGCACAUCCAUGUAACAUCAGUGAUCCGAAUGCAGCAAGAUGCAACUCAACUAAAAUCCGGAAAUACAAGACCUCAGUCGAGGCUGUUGACUUCCUUAAAAGCUCACUGGUCACACGCAUCAUGCCCUCAUUCUACAUCAUCGUCAUCCUCAUUAGUUUGCCCCUGAACGCUUUGGCCUUGGUGAUGUUCACCUGUAGGAUUCGAGAGAAGAAACCAGCUGUGAUCUACAUGUCUCAUCUGGCGUGUGUGGAUCUGCUCUUCACCCUGCUGCUGCCUCUGAAGAUCCACUACCAGCUGAACGCUUCAGAUUGGGUGUUCGGUGAGGCGGCGUGUCGUGUGCUCAGUGCAGCUUACUACUGCUACAUGUACUGCUCCAUACUGCUGAUGAUGUGCAUGAGUGUGGACAGGCUGCUGGCCGUGGUGUAUCCCAUCGCCUCUCUGACCUGGAGGAGCGCAAGGAAAGCCACACUCAUAUGCACAUUAGCCUGGCUGCUGGCGAUCACUGGUACAGUACCGCUUCUCUCAGUGAAACAAACAUUCAAGAUUAAGGAUGUUGGUGUCACCUGCCAUGAUGCAUUGAUCCACAAUGACCCUACAGAUAAGCAGUACAUGUACCAGUUCUCCAUCCUCUCCUUUUUCUACUACUUUGUGCCACUUAUUGUCACCUUAGUGAGCUACUCCACCAUUAUAUCUGUGCUCCGUACCAAGUCUAAUCUAUUGGCGAAAUCAUCAUCACUCUCAGAUAAUCGAAGAAGAGCUGUGAUUAUGACUAUAGCUGUGCUGAUCGUGUUUGUGGUGUGCUUCGCACCAACCAAUGGCAUCCUGGUGUACCACUGUUUUCUUUUAGCUGCUGGAUACAACAGCGGUGAGGGAGAUUCAUCGUAUGCAGCUUACCUGUUGGCUGUGUGUUUGGGGAGCGCAAGUGUUUUUCUUGACCCUCUUCUUUACUAUUACGGCUCGUCUCAAUGCAGAAAGAAGAUCAGCUCUGUGUUUUGGUGGAGAAAACGCACCUUGUCAAAUUCAAACAGUCAGACAAAAUCCUCUUAUGUGAGUUGUGAGUACAGACAGGCAUGCAUUUAGAUGUGAAUUGUUUUUUAAAAAAAAGAGCUGUUGAAAUUGUGCCAUUUAAAGAAGAUUGAAUUUAAAGUUAUGGCUCUCUGGCCACAAAUCCUGAUUCAUGCUAAAGCAGGAUGUAUAUCCCUUCCAUGCUGUUAUUUAAAAAAAUUCAAACAUUAAUAUAAUUAAAUAUAAUAUUUCAGAAAAUAUAAAGAUAACGACAUUUUUACAACAGUUUUAUUAUCUGUUCUGUACAAAUAUUUGUGUAAUUUUGUAAUUGUCUUGCAAUCAAAAUUGAAUGAAAUUGUAUCAAGUAAAUAUUUCAAAAAUAUAUAUUUUUUUAGUUUUUCUAUACAAUAUUUUGUCCUGUUUUAGACAGAUUUACUGCCACUUAACUCAAUUUUUCAGCCUGAAAUCUCUUGAAAUUCUCUAUAAAUGUAAUCUGCACCUGGCCAUGUUAAAUGCUUGCAGUAACACUGUGCUUCUUACACACGCUUAGUCACAAACAGGAAAUGGAGUCACAUGAGCAGUGAAUAGGUUGGGUCAGUUAAUAUUAUUUAGCACAAUCAGCGUUUUCUAAAAAUGAGGUACUUUCAGUAAAUCUUUGUCUUUUGCUUUAAAUUGCCAGUUUUAACUGAAAGUUUGAACGUGUAAAUAGCUCUACAUAUAAAAUGAUGUGAUACAAACAUUAUUGUAUGUAAAUAAUUUGUGCACAAUUUCUUAGAUUAAUAUAUUUUAGCAACUGAACUGAGCUUCUAUAUUUGCUAGUUGUCAAACAAGCCUUUUCCCUCAGAUUUUAAGUUCUGGUCUCAAAACUGUGAUGCAAAUUUGAUUGGAGUUAAAAAAGUGUAGCAACUCGCAUGGUCUUUGUUAUAUCAUAUUAUAUCACUGAAGUGCCUGCCUACUGUAUAUCAUACUUUAGAAAACUAACUUACUUACUUAGAAAAUAAGUUUGCCUACUCAUGUUUUUCCGUUCCGCUAUACAGUAUUUAUAUGAAGUACAGAUAAGCAUAACUUCCCCAUUCCACAAAAAAAUGUUUUCAGAUCUGUUAUCAGUUAUAAGCCGCUCAUUUCAAACAUAUUCAGUUUUGUUAUAUGAACAGUAUGAUUGACUACAAUAAAUAUAUACCAAAAUAA